Molecule: messenger RNA, 327 nt
Organism: Cetraspora pellucida
Lineage: Eukaryota; Fungi; Glomeromycota; Glomeromycetes; Diversisporales; Gigasporaceae
Source: the annotation of a GenBank genome assembly
AUGAAAGAUGAGAUUGAUGAGAGGAAUAGAACAGACCGACAAGAUAAUGGUAUCCUAUUAGAGAGAAUAGGAAUAGGUGGGAAAGGUAGAAAAGAAAGAGUAAAAGAAGAAAAAGAAGGAGAAAAAAAAGAAAGAAGAGAAAGGAUAGAAUUCUGGUUAAGAGGAAAAGCGAAUAAAAGAGGGUGUAAGGGCCAGCUAGGGGCAAAAUAUGAGACUUGGAGAGAGAAUUUCUUCACUCAAGACGUCAACCAAAUUGAAACUCUAGCUGAAAGCAGUAAAAACAUUCAAAUUAAAGUAUACGUAUCAAAUAUCGAUGUUGGAUGUUGA